AUGGCCUUGGUCCUGCAGGUCAGUUGGAAGCCUCUCACUCCCCACCCGCUCUGUUUCUUCGGAAGAGAGUUCUUUUGCUCCUAUGACCGGGUCAACCUCUUCUGGAACUAUUUGGACACAGUUUUGGUGGGGAUCUCCAUCGUCGAAACAGUGCUGGUGAUGGUUCUCGUUGAAGACACCGAGAUCGGCAUGUCGAACAAACUGCGGACAAUGCGCAUCGUGCGCCUUACACGCCUCAUUCGGCUGAUGCGGGCAGUUCGUUUUUUCCAAGGCUUACGAACCUUGAUCUACUCCAUCUUCUACACCUUGAAAGCACUGGCGUGGUCUCUUGUUCUUCUCCUGCUGAUGAUCUACGUGCUUGGCAUUCUCCUCACAGAUGCGACGCUGGCGCACGUAAUCAGCUAUGAGAACGCCACCGUGAUUCCCGACGAUUCGACAGACGAGCUCCUGUUCAAUCACUUCGGCUCUUUGCACCUGUCCAUGCACACGCUUUUCCGAAGCAUCACAGGAGGGCUUGACUGGUCCAAUGUUGCUGAAGCCCUGGCACCCUUGAAUUGGAUCUGGGUGUAUCUCUUCUCGGCGUACAUUGCCUUUUGUCUGUUUGCCGUGCUCAACGUUAUGACAGGCGUCUUCUGCCAGCGGGCUACGGAGCUUGCAGAGCGGGAUCACGAAGCGCAGCUGCUGGGUCUGCAGAUGGAGAACGAGCGCGUUCGCGACGAGUCUCGCACCCUCUUCCGUAGCUUCGACGUGGCUAAGCAAGGCUCCCUGACACUGCUUGAGUUUGAGCUCAUGUUCCAGCGGGAUGACAUCAAAGCAUCACUACAAGUCCUCGAUAUUGAAGUCUCAGAGGCCGACGCAUGGCGCUUCUUCCGGCUGCUCGACACAGACGGUGAUGGGGACGUGACAGAGGACGAUUUCAUUGAAGGUGUGCUGCAUUUGCGGGGGCCUGCCCGGACGAUCGACGUGGCCUGCGAAGCAGAGGAGAACCGUCGCAUGAAGGCCAAGCUAGCACAGAUCGAGGCUCAGGACCGCCGCAUGGAAAUCCUUCUGCGCUCCAUGGUGGGACAGCUGACGCAGCUCGGGCAGAGAAUGGAAGACCUGCGAUUGCAAGCAGGAUGCGGUAGGCAAGCCGACGAAAAGGACACCCCACAAGGCAGGGGCAAUGAGGCCGAACAAGCCGGCAAGAAAGAUCCAGGCUCGCCGGCAGCGUCGCCAGCUGCAUCACCUAGCAGCAGCUCCGCAGUGAACGCAAGAGCCGGAAGGCCGCAGAACCAAGGUGCCGCCGGUGUGGUGGCAAAUGAGGUUGACAAGGAGCCAAAGCCUCCAGGUCCAGUUCCGACUUCUCCUCUGCCACCACAAUCACCCUCUCUUCGGCUAUUGGCAUCGCCGUCCUCUCCAAAGGGCACGCCCGUGUUUCUUCUCGACCCGUCGGAAGCUACUCUACAGGCAGCAUCUGAUCGCGUGCAUCAGCAGAUUGAAAGAGAACGGCUGCUAAAGUGGGACUUCGACCUCCACUAUGACAUGGACCCCAGAAUGGCGGCAUUAAACUCCAGCCCAAAGACCCGAG
Symbiodinium pilosum is the source of this 1567-nucleotide messenger RNA. The record is from the annotation of a GenBank genome assembly. Lineage: Eukaryota; Dinophyceae; Suessiales; Symbiodiniaceae.